Fusarium tjaetaba is the source of this 1620-nucleotide messenger RNA. RefSeq lists its product as uncharacterized. The coding region runs from base 1 to 1620 and encodes 539 amino acids. The transcript has 2 exons. The record is from RefSeq and is a predicted model, not a curated record. NCBI's taxonomy places the organism in Eukaryota, Fungi, Ascomycota, Sordariomycetes, Hypocreales, Nectriaceae.
AUGUCUUUUCUCGCUCGCCUCACCCUCGUGGUGCUCUGGGCACUGGCUGUUUGUGCACAGGAGACUGUGACUGUGACAGAGACAUCUACCGUCACUAGCUGUCCCUCCGCUGGCUUGAGGUUCUAUCCUCGAGCUGAAGCUACUGUCACAGAAUGUGCUCUCUCCUGCUACACUACCGUCUCUCAGUGUACUUCUACCCAGUACCUUGGCACUUCAUCUGGUAUUGAACUUCCGACUGGUUCUUCGGUUAUCCUGUCUGAGUCUGAGACUCUCACCAACGUCAUCUCCCUCCCUACUGUUUCUAUCCCUUCUACAAGCAUCUUCGCCAACACUUCUGCUUCCUACACUUCUAUCCUCGAGACUUCCAGUGUCGUCUCCCAGCCUGAGGUCUCUAUCGGUUCAAGUGCUCUCGCUGGAGGGACGUCGUCCGGGCUGAACUCUACCGUGUAUGGAUACUCAACUAGCACUGCCACUCUGGAGGUGACUUCCGAGGUCGUUAGCAACCUGGAGACUAUGCCUACUUUUGUCCCGAGUGUGGACUCUUCGGCUCUUGCAUCUGACACUACUCAGUUCCCGCAAGUUGAAGAGUCUACGACACUCUCUGAGGGCACGACUGAACAGAUUUCUGAGUCUGCUCCCUCCGAGACAGGGUCGGUUGCAACUGAGGGCUUGAGCACGGAGACUUACAUCUCUCAACAGGGCAGCUCUACCCUCUCUGAAGACACUGGCGUUUCUACUAUCCCUGAAGGAGUCUCUACAACAACUCUCAAGUCGGUUAUAACCAGUCAGGUCACACUCACGGAGAGUAUCUCGACUGUUUACACUGGCUCUGCUGAGGCCUCCACAUCUGAGGAGGUCACUGAGAUCAUCGACACAACCUCUCAAGCUGGCGGUGGCAGUACUGAGACUGGACAGAGCCCUGCUUCAACCGAGGAUGUCAGCUCCGAGGCUACUAUUCCAACUGCCGCCUCCACAGCCGCUGGAGUCACAACUGAAGCUGAGAUUUCCACCACUACACCAUGCACCUCAACCAAGCACACUCACAUCUACGACAACACCACCAUCAUCCACAGCACAGCCGAUGCCAGCGUUGACUCUUCUGCUUUGGCUGGAGCUUUCACCUCGGCGUCUUCUCUCGAAUCUGAGUACACCUCUGCCACAUCCGAGGUGAUCGAGCAGACUACAGCUCCUGGUGCCGAGACAUCAGAGGGUCAAGCUGGAGUGUCAACUUCUGUAUACCUCGAGAGCACAACCGAGACAGCUGUUGGAGUCCAAACUACUCUUCCUACUGAGUUCAUCCCUAUCGAGUCCACCGCUGCUCAAACAGACUCAGAGAUCGCCACUCCCACUCAACCCAUAGAAACACCAGUACCUUCUGCAGAGUCAACCGGACCUCAAGGCUAUGACUUCGGACCCAGCUCCAACGACGGCUGGCCCUCCGCUUCUUUCGCCUCCAGCGCAGACGCAGCUACUGGCUUCACCACUCUCCUUACUACAAGCAAGGUCACAGAGGAGUCGUCUACCACUACUGGUGUCAAAGAACCCAAGUAUGAGCCACCUGCUUACGAGCCUCCUUCGUACCGCGAGCCAGGUUCUGUUCGUAAGCGAUGGGGUUUCUAA